ACAAAACGGGGAGGUUUGAAUGCAGAAUUACGCUAACAAAUAUAUAUAUAUAUACUCCCACCCUGAAAGCAAUCGAAGAUUCCUUCUGCUUUCUCUCUCCUAAAUCGAUCAAAAUCAAAGAUAUUCGUACGAAAUUGAUAUACGCACACCGAAAGCUCGAAAAUAAGCAGAGGUAUGGACGAUGAAGUGGUUCAGCGGGUUUUCCAAGAAGGUGGCCGCGAUUUCUACCAGCAGCAGCCCUCUACUUCCUCUUCUUCAUCAUCCAUUCUUCAAUCACUUCCUCUUCAUGUUUCUUUUGAUCACGGUUAUUAUUUGUUGGUAAAAUCUAUACAAGAACUUAGAUCAAAGAAAGAUGGCUUGGUAAUGGUUGGUAUUGGAGGGCCUAGUGGUUCUGGGAAAUCGAGCUUAGCAGAGAAAGUAGCAUCCGUGAUUGGUUGUGCUGUCAUAUCAAUGGAGAACUAUCGCACUGGGAUUGACGAAGGCAAUGAUUUGGAUUUAAUAGACUUUGAUCUCCUUGUUCAGCAUCUUGAGGAUCUGAUAAAUGGCCAUGAUGUAUAUACCCCAGUGUUUGAUUUUCAAGGACGAAAACGCAUCGGUACCAAAGAAGUAAAAAGUAGUUCAUUUGGAGUGGUUAUAGUUGAUGGUGCUUAUGCUCUGCAUGCAAGACUACGCUCCUUGCUAGAUAUACGAGUUGCUGUGGUUGGUGGCGUUCACUUUAGUCUUCUUUCCAAAGUGCAAUAUGAUAUUGGGGAUUCUUGUUCACUGGAUUCUCUGAUUGACAGCAUCUUCCCACUGUUUAGAAAACAUAUUGAACCGGACCUUCAUCAUGCACAGAUUAGAAUUAACAACAGCUUUAUUUCAUCAUUUCGAGAGCCAAUCUACAAGCUAAAAUGCAAAAGUGAGUCUGAAGAUGAACUUGUGUUGCAUAUUUUUGGGGGAAAGGAUGCUCAAGUAGAUAACUUCAUUGAGAUGUACCUUAGACCUCCAUCUGCAAGUGAAGAAGCAAGAAUAAAUGAUUGGAUUAAGGUGCGACAAUCGGGUAUCAGAUACUAUCUGUCUCUAGGUGACCAAAGAAUUGUUGACAAAAAUUUCAUUAUACGGCCAAAAGCAGAAUUUGAGGUUGGACGGAUGACUCUGGGUGGUUUGCUUGCCCUGGGGUAUACUGUUGUAGUCAGUUAUAAACGAGCAUCAACCUCUGUCAGUGAGGGCAGUUUUUCUGUUUCAUUGGAAACAAUUGAUACUCUUGGGGAGGCAUACAUGGUCUUGAGAGGGACAGAUAGAAAGAUGGUUGGAGCUGAAGCAUCAAGGAUGGGUGUUAGUGGACCUUGGAUUACUAAAUCCUAUCUUGAAAUGGUUCUGGAGAGGAAAGGUGUUCCUCGUCUUAAUACACCCCCUCUUUUGGUUGAUGGAUCUAAUGCUAUUUUAACUAGCAACCAAGAAAAGUUGAUUAUUGCUCCAAAACCACUUCAUGUUACCCCUAACCUCGUUAACAGGCUUGAGGAUUUGUCUCAGCCUUGGACUCGGUCUCCAACCAAGUCGAAAAUGGAACCUUUCUUGGCAACAUGGCAUUUCAUCGCACCAGAUCCUCCACUUACUCAUGGCUCACUUGUUGCCACAGAUUCAUCUUGUUCCAGGGAUGCUCUGCAGCUUGCUCCAAUGCCUGAUUCAUAUGAUUUAGAUAGAGGGCUACUUCUUUCUGUUCAGGCAAUACAGGCUUUAUUGGAGAACAAGGGUCUCCCUGUCAUAGUUGGAAUUGGUGGUCCUAGUGGAUCUGGAAAAACAAGUUUGGCUCGUAAGAUGGCUAAUAUUAUUGGUUGUGAAGUUGUUUCCCUUGAAAGUUAUUACAAAAGAGAAGUAAAGGACUUCAAAUAUGACGAUUUUAGCUCUCUUGAUCUUGCUUUUUUGUCAAAGAAUAUUGAUGAUAUAAGAAAGUCAUGUAGAACAAAAGUACCCAUCUUUGACCUGGAAACUGGUGCUCGUAGUGGCUUGAAGGAGAUUGAAGUUUCUGAAGAGUGUGGAGUGGUAAUUUUUGAAGGCGUUUAUGCUCUGCACCCUAACAUUAGGAAAUCAUUGGACUUGUGGAUUGCUGUUGUUGGGGGUGUUCAUUCACAUCUCAUUUCUAGAGUUCAAAGGGACAAAAGUAGAGUUGGAUGCUUCAUGUCUCAAAAUGAGAUUAUGACAACCGUUUUUCCAAUGUUCCAGCAGCACAUUGAACCGCAUCUUGUUCAUGCACAUCUAAAAAUUAGAAAUGAUUUUGACCCUGUGCUUUCCCCUGAGAGCUCGUUGUUUGUGUUGAAAAGUAAUAAACAGGUGGCAUAUCAAGAUAUUCUGAAAAUUCUUGAACCUACCAAGAUAUGCAGUUCUGUUCAGAGUUUUAUUGAUAUAUAUUUACGUCUUCCUGGAAUACCUAAUGGCCUGCUAACAGAAAGUGAUUGCGUAAGAGUCAGAAUAUGUGAGGGAAGAUUUGCAUUGUUAAUACGCGAGCCUAUAAGAGAAGGGAACUUCAUUGUUCAGCCAAAAGUGGACUUUGAUAUCAGCAUUAGCACUGUUGCUGGUCUUCUUAUCCUCGGGUAUCAAGCAGUAGCAUAUAUUGAAGCAUCCGCAUAUAUCUACCAAGAUGGGAAGAUUCUUAUUGAGGUUGAUCAUCUACAAGAUGUGCCUACUCCUUACAUACAAAUUAAAGGGGUAAAUAAAGAGAUCGUGGAAGCUGCUGGUUGUGCACUUAAGCUGGAUGGUUCAUACACAACAAAGAGUUAUCUUCAAAUAGUUCUAGAAAGACUACCUGUGCAUGAGGGGAGUUCAAGUGGGAUUCCUUCUCAACAAGCUGCUAAGUUGCAAGAACUAGUAGAAUAUAUACAGUCUCAGGGUAGCAGUUCAUCAUCAGAGUCGUCACCGAGCAGGGAGGUUUCUCCAUUAAAUGGCGUAAUUGAAGACAUGCAGUCAAGAAUCAAGAGACUCGAAAGAUGGCAUAUUAUCAAUACUGUGCUAUGGACAUUUUUUAUGUCCGCGUUUGUUGGUUAUUCGCUUUACCAGAGAAAACGCCAGUAGUGUGCAGUGGUAUAACUAACCGUUGCUGUAAGUUAAAACUAUUCUUUCAUGUCACUGAUGGCUUCUCUCUUCAAUCAUGACAUUUAUUUAUCCAGUCUAUGGAUCUAAUCCUGAGUGACUUGAAGAUGUUUUUGUUCUUGGAUAUAUUACUGGAACUUGAUAACUGAAUAUUACUUUUAGAAUAGCCUUAUAGUCUCAUACAUCAUACAUAAAAGAAAAAAUCAUUAGACCGAGUA
Molecule: messenger RNA, 3284 nt
Organism: Ipomoea triloba (trilobed morning glory)
Lineage: Eukaryota; Viridiplantae; Streptophyta; Magnoliopsida; Solanales; Convolvulaceae
Exons: 26
Coding region: 175-3048 (957 amino acids)
Cellular component (GO): cytoplasm
Molecular function (GO): ATP hydrolysis activity; ATP binding; kinase activity
Source: RefSeq, a predicted model, not a curated record